Messenger RNA from Stegodyphus dumicola, 6340 nucleotides. Its product is annotated as putative peptidyl-tRNA hydrolase 2. Lineage: Eukaryota; Metazoa; Arthropoda; Arachnida; Araneae; Eresidae. Gene Ontology annotation, cellular component: cytosol. The record is from RefSeq and is a predicted model, not a curated record. Gene Ontology annotation, molecular function: peptidyl-tRNA hydrolase activity; protein binding.
UACGGACCUUGACUCACUUUUCGGACCUGAACUUGAUUUUUCUCCCACCUGAGCAGAAAGACUUAGCGGGUGCAAAAGAAGACAUCUGUCUUCUUUGUCUGUCUGUCUAAUCGUGGACGCGGUCCCCAGUAGCGCAUUUUCUGCUAACAGAAUGCAGGAACCAAGAGAAGAUGGAGAUGGAGAAGAAAGUACAGCAACUGCUGCUCCUUGGAAAGCAAAUGAGGAGUAUUUGAAAGUUCUCACUGGAAUGGGCAUCAGCCGUGUUGCAGCUGAGAAGGCUUUAUUCUAUACAGACAACAGAUCUCCUGAUUUAGCAGCUGCUUGGAUAUUUGAAAAUUCAGAAGCAGAUUUAGAAACAUCAUUAGAAGCUGAAGCAGAUGAUCGAGGUAGAGAUUCCUUUGGAGAUGCUUACAAGAUGGCAUUUAUUGUAAAUAUGAGUUUGGACAUGGGUACAGGAAAAUUGGCAUCUCAAGUAGCACAUGCAGCAAUAGGAAUGCAUCGCUUAUUACUACAAAAUGAAAAUAAAUAUGGUGAAAUGGUUCUUCAGUGGUCAGAAGAUGGAGAAACAAAAAUUGUUUUGAGAGGUAACACUACACAGCACUUAGUAGAAUUAGAAAGGAAAGCCCUUCGGUUAGGUUUGCCAACAUACUUAGUACAAGAUGCUGGACGCACACAGGUGGCAGCAGGUUCUACAACGGUCUUGUGCCUGAUGGGCCGCAUUGAUAUUGUUGAUCAAGUCACAGGAUCUUUAAAGUUAUUGUAGCAGUUGGUCUUUGGUGCCUCAUCUACUUAAUAGCCUUGCUGAUUGCAGAUGUCUGCAUUUCCUUUCAUUUUGCUUUUGGCUGCCAUCACAUUUUUCGAAAAAAUUCUCAUGAGCCAUUAUUGUAGUGUCACUUUAUGUCAUGGGUGUAAAUUUUUACUUCACGCUGGACGCGAAGAAUGAUGAAUUCUGAACUGUUUGACUACUGGAAUUUUUUGGCUGCUUCUUAAUGUCAUUAUAUAUAGAAGAAGAGUUGGUUUUCAGUGCGCUUAUUUUGUUAUUUCUUUAAAUAUAUGUUUGCCUUUUACUAAAUAACCAGAAAUUUCAUUUUGGAUUAGUAGACCAGAGUAAGUAAAAUAGCUUUGAAAAGAACAUUUUGGUGGAUUCCCGCUGUCAGUUUUAAACCACAUUGUAUGUUUAUUGUAAUAUGUGUAAUGUUUUGAAUUUCAUAGCAUAAGAAAAAUUAUUGUUGCAUUAGGCUUUUGAAGUCUUUCUUGGGAUUGUUUAUAUCAAAAAUUUCUUUGAGCGAAAUAUAUUUCAAAUUAAUAGUUAAGCAAAGUAUCCCCCUCUGGAAACUUGAAAAUCAAUUUAUUGAAAUGAAUUUUCCAUAAAAAAUAAACAUUUUAAUUAGUCUAUAAUAAAUAAAUAUUUUAAUUAGUCUCUAAAAAAUAAACAUUUUAAUUAGUCAUUUUGUUUUGUAGUAAUAUGCAUGUUUACCUAUAAAUAUUUUUUGAAUUGAAAGGCUGGAUUUAAAAAAUUUAUAUGUUACUGUAGAAUAUGAAGUAACAAAACUAUUUUUAUUUUUGAGGGAAAGAGUACAUAUAAACAGUUCAUAAUCUUGAAAUGAAACAUUUUUACUUUGUUAUUACUUUUGCUUCAUAAAUCUGCAUGAUAUAAUUUAAUGUAUUGACAUCCCUCUUCCGAAAAGUCACCAACCAUUGAUGACUAAUUUUCCCCCAAGCUAAGAUAUGAAAGGCAAUAGUCAUUUUUAAAAAAUGACGCACUAAGAAUUGCAUAAAAUAGUAACCAGUUAAUAAAAUUUAAGUGCAAGAAACCUAUGAAAUAACACUUUUUUCAUUGUGCUGUUCUUGCCAUAUACCCAGUGAUCUGUUUUAGCUUCAUAAAACAUUGAUGACUUGCAGAAACUCCAUAUUGUACAUAACUUGGCACUGCAGACACUCAAUAUUCUCUCAUACGUAGCAAUUAAAAAAAAUUGGAGAACUUCACAAAUUUGACAUUGCACACAGCAGUGUUUUUUUUCAUGUUCACAGUGAUCUGUUUUUACUUAUAAAUUGAGGAAUAGCACAAAUUUGGAUCCAUAAAAUUUAAUUGUUUAUGAAGUACAACUUCAUAAUAUGUAAAUUUUUGCUAUCUCUGCUAACAAACACCACAUGUCUGAAGAAAUGCAAUACUCUCUUUUUGAUUAGCUGGUAAAAAGUCCAGCUGAUCAAAAGUCCCUUUAUGAUUCCUCACAAGAAAAAAAUGUACUCAGUGCUACAAAAACGAAUACUAUAACCAUUGUCAGUGCAACAAAAAUAAAUACUCAUUCUGUGCUCAUCUGUUGCACGUCCAUGCAUACCUGGGUUGCCAUAUCAAUGCAUUUUGUGCUGUCGUGGUUGCUUGUUUUGUUAACAUAGUGAAUUGCCUUGUGAAUACUUUUCAGAAAAGUAUGGAUAAUUAGAAAGUAUCGAAUUUAAGCAUUAGCGGAUUUGUACAAUUGCCUUUUAGUGUUUCAAAGAUAUGUAAAAAUAUAGGAAUUUUUUUAAUGUUGAGAUAAAUGUUUUUAUUGUGCCACUAUGCAUGAUGUUUAAAUGGUAGUAGCUUAUAAGUGUAGACAUUUCUUAUCCCCCCUUUUUUUGGUAAAUAUGAUGGUAAAUAUGGAAGUAAAAAUGUUUAUUAGAAAAAUAAAUUGAUAAGUAUAAAAAAAAAUCUGAUUACCAUCUAAAUAGAAAUUUCAUGCAAACUUGUGUCAAAUUGAUUUUCAGGGCCCCUUUUUGAAGCAAUGGAGGAUAUAUGUCUUAAAAACUGAGUUUGAAAACUGAAAUGUAUUACUCUUUAAUUGGGAAAUAUAAUUUUAUGAAUUUAAUUACCUUUAAUAGUAUUUAACAAUGAUUUUCAUAUACUGUAGCAAUAUAGAUUUCAGUGCCUCUUUUGCUUAAUAUUGGUAAAUGCAGAUAUCUACAAUUUCCCCCUUUCAUUCUAUUUUUGACUUUUCUCAUAUAAUUCAAGAACAGUGAGCUGUAAAUACCGAUUACAAGCAUAAAUAUUUCAUGCUGGACAUGAAUAAAUUUUGAUUUACUGGAUUAAUUUUUUUGCAUUUAUUUUUCAAUUACCUUUAUCUAAAUCAAUGGUUAUUGUUGUGAAUGUUGCUGCCUCUUGGGGAGGGGGAUUAAUAGGGAGAGUGAAAAGUUUUUAGCCUCACAGGGAAAAAGUGGUGCUAGAUAAUUAAGAUUUUGUAGGAUAAUAGGUUGGGGUUGUAUGACACACAGUGCAAAAUUUUAUAAGACAGAUUUGGUUCUUUCUGGAUUGAGAGUCAUCUUACAUCAAGACAGUGAAUCUCUUUAUCAUACUGCAGUUGCACAAGCUGGUUUGGUCAACUGUUGCUUUACUUCCCCAUCCACCUUAUUCUCUUGAUUGGCCUCAUGAAAUUUUCAUCUAAUCCCUGCAAUGAAGAAUUCACUUUGAAAGUGCCACUUCAACUCAGAUAUGAAGUUACUGAUGUAAAUAUUUAUACCAAUAACCUGAUUUUUCUGUGCUGAAUUGUGAAAUGGCCAUUCAGUGGGAUAAGAGUCGGAACAAAUCAUUCUAUAAGAUGACUAUAAACUAAUUGUAGCACUGGUAUAGGUGUGCAUUGAUAUCAUAAGUGUACUGAUAAAGGAAGUGAUUACGUAGGGAAAUCAUAAUAAGAAACUCUAGCUCAAACACCCCCUUCACUGUAAGGCUGAAAAGGUUUCACUUUUCCCUUGUAUAUGCUCAAAGAAAUGGGUGUGCAUUGCUGCAAAGGAAUCAGUUAUGCAUACAUUAAAACUUAUUUUAGGCAUUGUACUUGAUAAAAUAUAAUCUAUAACUUCACAUAGCUCACUUUUUUUAGUAAUGUGUAUUUACACUUAAAGUUCACACUUGACAAAGCAAUGGAAAACUCCCUUUUAAUUUAAGGGCGUCUAUUCAAAGGAUGUUACUGCUUCUGCAGUGCAGUUUUAAAUUAGAUGCUGAGAAACUGCUAUUAAGUUCAUUAAACUCUCUUUUCUGUUACAUCCAUUCAUAAAAGAAGAAUUAGUAGACUUAAUAGACUAUUUUAAUAAAUUUUCGUAAUUUUUUUCCCAUAAAUUAAGAUUUUAACUGUGUGGAAUGCAUUUAACUGCUCCUCUCAGAAAUGUAGAGGGAAGAGGAGGAGAGGAAAAUAGUUACUGAAAAUAAGCUUAAGAACUUUUAAUAAGUAUUUGUAACUUCAUUAUUGAAUGCUAACUGUAUAAUUCUAAUCACUUAGUUAAUUUUUUUCCAUUGGUUCGGAGGGCAAUAUCUAUGCCAGAGCAUCGAAAUGUAUGAUUUUGAUAAUUACAGUCUGGCUCUUUUUACUAGAUUAUGGAAAUGGAGUGUAUAUUUAAGAAUUAUGCAAUUAGAAAAAACAUUAAACUUUAUUUCCUGACUUUUGUGGUAUAUAUAUAUAUAUAUAUAUAUAUAAAUUUGUUAUUCAUUUAUACAUAUGCUUAAAAAUUUUAGUCUUCACCUUGCAUACUCUAUGUAGAGAAAUGUUUUUUACAUCCAGCUUCUAAUGGAGCCAGUUUUGAUUAUUUAAGUCAAAUUAGAGAACUGCAACAUUUUAAAUCAGAACAAUUGAAUAAGAAUGCAUAGGUUGCUUUCUUUGUAUAAGAUUCUUGGGAGAAAAAAAAGAGAUGCUUUUCAUGCAAUUCUUUUAAAGCUUGAUUUGUUAUAAGCAUUAUACUGUUUUUUAAUAUCACGUGUUUGUAUGAAGGUAAUACAAGGAAAAAUAAGAGAAUAUGUAUAUGGAACAGUAUUGAUAAAUAUGAAGUACUUUAUAAUAACCUUCUAGCAAAAAGCUUAUAAUUAAUUACAUGACAGCUAUUUAAUCAAAUCAGGCCCUUUUAUAAAAGCAGAUAUAAAAACUUAUUCCUCAGUGUUACAAACUAGUUACAUUUCAUGAUGUAACUUGUAGAAUAAUUUUUCAUAAAAGCUUUAAGACAAUAUAGGCUGACCUUAAAAAGUAUUUUAGAUUCAGUGCACAGAAAUAUUGCUAGUAAAUUGUGACAGUAUUAACAAAAAUAUUAAAUCAUUUUAUCGUAGGAAAGUUAAGAUGAGUUUAUUUUUUAAAACUGCACCCAAAAUUAAUUUUUUAUUAAAUUUUGUUUUAGUACUUUUCAUUAAACUUGGUUUCUGAUUUUUGACAUACUUUAAGAUGUCUUAUCAUUAUGAAAGAAGAUAUUGAGGUAUUCCUAAGUACUUUUUACUCAAGAUGUUACUUAAUUCUCAUUUAGUAAACAUGGCUUAUAAUGUAGUGUAGAGUACUGAAUUUAAAUAACUUUAACAUAUCACUGAACAGAGUGAUCUCUUCUUUAAGACAUAUAGGCAUAGAAUGAACAUUGGAAAAAUUUGUCAUUAAUUACACAUUUUUAUAACUCAUUAGAGAGCUAUUUAGGUUGUUUGUCGUAUGAUUCUUGGCAUAUAUUUGCCUAACUUCUCUGUGGUUGGAUAUACAAUCUGAAGCUUUGCUUUAUAAUACAUACAGGUAAAAAGGAACCAUAAUCUGCUACUUUAUCUGCUACUUCAAAGUCGUAAUGACUUUCCACACAUUUCUGAUCAUAACUUAUUAUCAUCACCACAUACCUUAUCAUCAUCUACAAAAGUCAAUACUAUUGUUACAAGGAAAGCAAAUGGAGAAAAAUGGUCUUAAAGUGACUAUUCUGGCGUAAAUAGUAGUAUAUUAUAUUUUGAUCCAGUCAGUGUAUAAAUUGAGUCCCCAUAUAUUCAAAUUUUUCAUUUUUUAUGGAUUUCCUGCUUGGGAAAAUUUGAUUUUUUAGAAUUAUCAUCUGUGUUGAUGUUUAAAUUUUUUGGUUGUUUAAAAAUUGGUAUAGCUUUGUAGUAUAUUCUUUUAAAAUGAUCUUGAUUUCAGUAAUUUAAUUAUUUCAUUUUAAUAUUCAAGAGUAUUGAGAGCAUGUGACUUAAAAAUCUCUUUUCCAAUUUUGACUUUAGAGUAGAUCAUACCUGCUCAUUCCAAAAAUAUACAAUACAUGUUUAUGCUUGUAUAAAUUAACAUAGCCAUAUCCUUUUUUAGAGGGAUAGUUUUAAAGAACAUCUCAGAAUUAUAACUUUUAUUCUAGAAGGUUCUAUAAUAGCAGCUUUAACACUUUUUUUUUUUGUCAUCUUGUCCUUCCUCCUCAGCAUGUGUAAAAGUAUCAUUUUCUCCUAAAAAAUUUGGAGUUCAAGUUUGUAUUCUAAAGAAUCUGUAAAAUACAAACUAAAGUAGUGUAGUAGAUUAUAAAUGUGGAUAUAAACUUGUUUAUUAAAAUAUAAUAAAUAUGUUAUCUAUAUAUUUUUAUAUAAAUAAAUUACUUUUAAGCAGUU